This is a messenger RNA of Haliotis rufescens (red abalone), 3318 nucleotides long. Its product is annotated as mitofusin-2-like. Gene Ontology annotation, molecular function: GTP binding; GTPase activity. Gene Ontology annotation, biological process: mitochondrial fusion; mitochondrion localization. Bases 125 to 2386 code for a protein of 753 amino acids. The record is from RefSeq and is a predicted model, not a curated record. Lineage: Eukaryota; Metazoa; Mollusca; Gastropoda; Lepetellida; Haliotidae. The transcript has 18 exons. Gene Ontology annotation, cellular component: mitochondrial outer membrane.
CUUUCGAGAGUUCAUUACAUCAUGGAUGCUUACAAGGUUGAAACCUGACAAACCAUUGUAAACCAACCACAGAGAUACUUUGGAUGCUAACUAUAACUGCGUCAAUGGUUUCCGGAGAGUAGAAAUGUCUGGAGUAGUACGUAGAAUGGAAGAAGUCGAUCAGAGGGGGCAGGGGGACAUUGGGGGGAGUGCUAGGAACAUGGGAAACGGAGGACACAACCAGCGCUCACAUUUACAGUUCUUUGGUCAAGCCAAGAAACAGAUCAAUGACAUCUUCAAAGAGAUUGGAGAAUAUGUUCAAGAGACCGACAAGUUUGUUGAUGAGAUUGGUACCAGCUCACAAGAGAUUCUGCCAGCAGAUGUUAGUGCAAAGGUCAAGGGCUAUAAGGACAAAGUUCAAGGCAUCCGGGAAGUCAUCCAGAGGAAACACAUGAAAGUUGCCUUUUUUGGAAGAACUUCCAAUGGGAAGAGCACCGUCAUCAACGCCAUGUUGCGCGACAAGAUUAUGCCGAGCGGCAUCGGCCACACCACACACUGCUUCAUCCAGGUGGAAGGGUCCGACUCCACGGAAGCCUGUCUCCUCACUGAGGAGUCCGACCAACCCAAGAACCUCGGGUCAAUCAAACAGUUGGCCCACAACCUGAGCGAUCAGAGACUCAAGUCUAACUCUCUCAUCCGGAUCCUGUGGCCCAAGGACAAGUGUCGCCUACUGAGGGAGGAUGUCGUGUUUGUAGACAGCCCCGGCAUUGACGUAGACCCUGACCUUGACUCUUGGAUCGACCAGUUCUGUCUGGAUGCUGAUGUGUUUGUCCUGGUGGCCAAUGCAGAGUCGACUCUGAUGCAGACAGAGAAGAACUUCUUCCACAAAGUGAGCUCUCGUCUUUCGAAGCCCAACAUCUUUGUGCUACAGAACCGCUGGGAUGUGUCGGCCAUGGAGGAGGACGUGGAGGAUGUGAGGAAGCAGCACAUGGAGAGGAACAUUGAGUUCUUUGUGGAUGAGCUGAAGGUGGUGGACAAGAAGACGGCCGAGGACCGAGUGUUCUUCGUGUCAGCUCGUGAGGCCCUAGCCUCCAGGCUGCACCAGGACAAGGGAACACCCACCCCAAGUGGUGUAUUGCAGGAUGGGUUUCAAAUACGACUUUUCGAAUUUGCCAAUUUUGAGAACCAAUUUGAGCAAUGCAUCUCCAAGUCUGCCGUGAAGACCAAGUUCGAGCAGCAUACUGAGAGGGGCAAGUCCAUCACAUCAGAUGUCCGGGGUAUCAUGGAGCAAGCAUAUAACACAAGUCUCCAGCUGAAGACUGACCAGGAAGUGUCGCGGCAGGAGCGAGGGGAUGAGCUGGAGUACCUGGUGAAGCAGCUGAACCUGCUGACCAGUGAGGUGAAGGACAAGAUCAAGGCCAUGGUAGAAGAGGUGGAGAGGAAGGUUGGCACGGCGCUGAGUGAUGAGAUCCGGCGACUGUCGCUCCUGGUGGAGGAGUACGACCACCCCUUCCACCCCGACAACGUCACGCUCAAGCACUACAAGAAGGAGUUGCAUGCACAUGUAGAGGAGGGGUUGGGACGUAACCUGCAGGCACGCUGCUCGGCCGCUUUGUUGCAAGGCGUGGAAACUGCUGGAACGGAGAUGACAGACCGACUGUCAGAAAUUCUCCCAGAAGAGACGAGACAAGUCCUGUAUAAUCUCAUUCCAAAGAGAGAUUUUGAGAUUGCUUAUAGACUUGACUGUCGCAACCUUUGUGCUGACUUUAAAGAGGACAUAGACUUCAAGUUCUCCCUCGGACCGACCAGCCUCAUUCAGAGGCUCCUUGGAGGAAAAAGUGCUAGGUCAGCUCUAAUGGGGACAGCGGGCAGUUUGGGACGGACACCAAAUUCCAACCAAGCAGACCGGUCCCAGCAAGAUGAGAUGCUGGCGUCAUUACUUACCACAUUUGUGUCGUUGUCGUCGCGGACGACAUUGGGAGCUGUUGCUGUAGCAGGAGUGUUGACGAAGGCCGCUGGAUGGCGUGUGAUCGCCGUGUCGGCAGCGCUGUACGGCCUGCUGUACCUGUACGAGAGACUCACCUGGACGAGCAAGGCCAAGGAGAGGGCCUUCAAGCAGCAGUAUGUGGAGUACGCCAGCAGCAAGCUGAAACUCAUUGUGGAUCUCACCAGCUCCAACUGUAGCCACCAGGUUCAGCAGGAGCUGUCCUCUACCUUUGCGCGCCUGUGUCACCAGGCAGACAGCUCCAAGAAACAGCUGCAGGAGGAUCUGAAGCAGCUGGACGUCACCAUCUCACAGCUGAAGGACAUCUCGGGCAAGUCCAAAUCUCUGAGGAACAAGGCUGACUGGUUGGACGGAGAACUGAACACAUUUGUUGAAAAUUUUCUGAAACAAUCUAGUGUAUGAUAAAAGAAAUGUAACCUGCUGAACACUUGACAGUCAAGAUACUGAUACCCAGCUCUCGAGGACCAACAUGGAAUAGCUGGCUCUCUGAACACUGGACAGUGCAACUGAGAGUGUGGUCAACUCGGGCUGGUGUGAGUACAACUCUGAAAGUUGUCUAAAUCUUGGAGACUUUUCAGCCAAUGGAAGCUGAUCACUGGAAAGCUGAUGGUUUUCUUUGAGCCUCUUACAACCCCCAGAAUCUUGUACCUUUUACAUUUAUACAUCUGGUACAGAUACAAGCUGCUGGAGCAGACACAAGUACAAUCCUUAAUCCUGGACAAGUACAACAAGUACAAUAUGUACAACAACUACAAUAUGUACAACAAGUACAAGUAAUAGGACACUGUCUUGUGUUUGUUGUCGGCACAGCUGGACGUUCAAACUGUGGAUGGGCAGACCUGAGCUGAUACACAAGGACCUACACAGGGGCACGAUUAGCUAGGGGGCGGUCGGGUAGCCUAGUGGUUAAAGCGUUCGCUCGUCACGCCGAAGACCCGGGUUCGAUUCCCGACAUGGGUACAAUGUCUGAAGCCGAUUUCUGGUGUCCCCCUGCCGUGAUAUUGCUGGAAUAUUGCUAAAAGCGGCCUAAAACCAUACUCAAUAAAAAAAAUGAUAAGCUAGGACCACCAUGGAACAUUUGUCGGUGAAAAAGAUAUCAAAAUCAUGAUCAUGAUGUGCAAGAUAACACACAGAUUGUGCUGUAGAAAUAGAUACAUUACUUAAUUAAUUAUUUUGUAUCAAACUAUCCGAAGGAAAGCAGUUAUUCAAAAUUAGCUAUUAUGAGUUUCAGUGAAACCUUCUUAAUCUGGACAUAAAAACUUCCAGAUUAACAAUUUUUUGUUGUGUGUAAUAUUCUUAUUAUAUUAUGUAGACAUUUACAGAAGUACUCUGAA